Messenger RNA from Micropterus dolomieu (smallmouth bass), 1496 nucleotides. RefSeq names its product calcium-binding tyrosine phosphorylation-regulated protein-like. Bases 68 to 1411 code for a protein of 447 amino acids. The record is from RefSeq and is a predicted model, not a curated record. Lineage: Eukaryota; Metazoa; Chordata; Actinopteri; Centrarchiformes; Centrarchidae. The transcript is spliced from 2 exons.
GGAGCUCAGUUCAGAUCACACAGUCUAACCUUACAGUAGGAAAAUAUACUUUCUACGAGACACAAAGAUGAAUUUUCAGAGUUUGUGUCCGUAUGGACUGAGGAGCAUGAUGGAGUGUAUUUCCAGAGCGACACUCCUCUCUCAACCUACCAACAUCCCUGACUUUUUACUCCAGUAUGUGUUGGAGCUGAUCCGUUUUAGAAGAUCUCACCCUGAAGCUGAUCCCAAGGUAGUUUCUUUCCACUACCAGGAGCUGUGGGAGAAUAAAUUCCUGAGAAACACAAAGGGAACAACUCCAAUUACAGAGAAGUCUGUAACAUCACCACAGUUUCCAUCUCAGGCCGAGAUAGAGGAGGCUCUAAAGCAGCUGUCCUCAGAUUUGGCAUCUUCUACUGAAGAGAACGUGGUAACACGACUUCAGAGUCAAAAGGAGAGAUUGGGAACAAAGAAAACAACCGGAAAAGACAAGAAGCCCUCUGCAACUCCCAUUUACCCAACUCCACCUCCCCGUAUUGGAAGACAGUUUGGGAAGAACAUAGCUGCACAACCUUUCCUUGUUGCUAAAGCAGAAGGGAAGCCUGCUCUACCACCUUCGCACGAUGUCAGCAUGAAGACACCUAGAAUAUCCUCGGUGAGGUUUGCUAGUCUCCAGCAGAGUAAAGAAACCACUGAUGACAUCAAAAAAAGGCCAGAAACAUGCUGGCACAUACCGACACCGAUUCUUAAAAAAUCCUCAACACCUACAGAUGUGUCAGCAUCAAAGUCCAGCACGGCCAGUAAGCCCUCCAAACUUCCCAGGACCCCGGUGCCCAUAAUUACACAAAAGCUUGUUCUCUCACCUAUUCCAGGCCAGUUAUCUGUGGUCCAAAGUAAGGCUGUGUCCCCUAAACCCAGGAAAGGGUCAUCAAUGAAAAGGCAGGUGUUGUCAGAAAAGCCCGGCAGCAGGUCUCCAGCACACAGAGCACUGAGGCCAAUAAAGGCAGAAGCAAAACCUAAAGGUGCCAGUGGUCCAAGGCCAGAAAGCACUCAUGAACCAAGGGAACCAAAAACAGAGAGCACUCGUGCAGGAUGUACAACACCAAAGGUCCAGGAGCUGGGGAAGAAAAACUGGAUUCACCCCAACAGGUUUCUAGAGAGGACCAGAGGACAGAGGGUUCUGUGGGCAGAGAGGGAGAGAGUAAAGCCAAUUAGGACAGUUGGAAGCAUUCAGGGUACAGGCUUUAGUAGACCAGCAUCUGUAGCAGAGGGCAAAGACUAUUUGAAUCUGGCACCUGUUAGUUCCCCUUACCACACUUGUCCUCAUUUAGCGCAUGCUGUCCAUAUCCUAAGAUACAAGCGUAUGCAGGUAAGAGCCUCACCUUUAGGCCACAGUGGUCCUUCAUUAAACUCACAUCAUCACUGUGGAUUAUAAUGAGGACUCACAUUAACAACAGCCACACUAAUCAAUCAUUUCCAUUUCAUUCUGAAAUGAUUAAAUGUCAACUGUCAAACUUGCA